Messenger RNA from Penicillium arizonense, 303 nucleotides. RefSeq lists its product as uncharacterized. The coding region runs from base 1 to 303 and encodes 100 amino acids. The transcript is spliced from 2 exons. The record is from RefSeq and is a predicted model, not a curated record. Lineage: Eukaryota; Fungi; Ascomycota; Eurotiomycetes; Eurotiales; Aspergillaceae.
AUGAGCGCCUCAAACCAGAUGGGCAAUAGGCAGGGUAGAUCUACAGAACUUGCGGUCAGGCUACUCACGGACCAGGUCCGUACGGCUUGGUCCCACAAGGCAGUCGCCUCGCUUUUACAGCUAGACAUUAUGGGAGCCUUCGACACAGUAGGCCACCGGCGACUCCUAGACACCCUACAGAGGAAGGGCUUCCUACAAUGGGUACUCAACUGGACCCAAAGCUACCUCACGGACCGGAGUGCGACGCUUUUCUUCGACGAGGAGGAAUCUGACCCAAUCCGGAUACAGUCCGGAGUCCCAUAG